Messenger RNA from Ipomoea nil (Japanese morning glory), 662 nucleotides. Its product is annotated as auxin-responsive protein SAUR50-like. Gene Ontology annotation, biological process: response to auxin. The transcript has a single exon. The record is from RefSeq and is a predicted model, not a curated record. Bases 48 to 350 code for a protein of 100 amino acids. Lineage: Eukaryota; Viridiplantae; Streptophyta; Magnoliopsida; Solanales; Convolvulaceae.
CACCAAAUCAUCAUCUUCGCAAGAAACUGAAGCUCGGAAACCUAACAAUGGCGAUCGGAAAAUCAAACAAGCUGUCGCAGGCGGCGAUGAUCAAGCAGAUGAUUAAGAGAUGUUCCAGCAUAGGGAAAAGGCUGCAACACGGGUACGACGAUGUCCCGAAGGGGCAUUUCGUGGUUUACGUCGGAGACAACAGAAGCCGGUACAUCGUUCCGAUCACGUUCUUGACGAGGCCGGAGUUUCAGCGCCUCCUGCAACGCGCCGAGGAAGAGUUCGGGUUCGACCACGACAUGGGACUCACCAUUCCCUGCGACGAACAUUUCUUCCAAUCGCUAAUGUCAAUGCUUAGGUAAAACGAUACGAUGAAGUUUAAUAAUGAAGAAUAAGAUCGAGAGAUGUUGGUCGGCCGGUCGGUCCAGGGAAGGGCUUCUUAAUUAGCUUAUUAUUGUGCUUGUUUGAAGCCUAGAUAGCAUAUAGCUAGCUAGCUAGCUCCCAUUUAAGGAAUUAGUUUAUUGUGAAUUCAGUGAUAAACCUCUGGGGUUCUAUGAUGUUUAUCAGACAAUAAUUGUUAAAAGUUGUAAAGUUUGUAUGUAGUUUGCUCACGGUGGUGUUUGAUCAUACCUUUGUACCCUGUGAGGGAACUUAUAUUAAUUAAUUAAGGAUUC